AUGGCGGAUCAGACUCCCCGCACCGACGGCGUCCUCGCCGGCAACGACGCCAUUGACAACUCAUCUGGCAGUCAGAUCAACCACGCCCAGAAUGAAAAGUCCACCCCCGUUACACCCACCGGCCCCACCAAGAAGAGUGGUGUCGUGGGCAUGUUCUCCAAGCUGGGCGAUCUUCCCGAGUGGAAGGUGGGCGGCAAGCACCUCCAGGGCGCCGUGCUCAACUACAGCAUCGGCUUCAUCGCCUCGUGCGGUUUCCUCAUGUUCGGUUAUGACCAGGGCGUGCUCAGUGCCCUCCUCACGCUCGACGACUUCCAGAAGGACAUCCCCCUGAUGACGCCCCGGGACAGGAGCAACUCGAUAUGUUGGCUGGAGAAUGGAGACCCGGACCCGACCAUGUGCACGGGUGACCCCAACACCCAGGCGGCCGGCGUGGCUAUUUACCAGAUUGGAUGCUUCCUCGGUGCCAUCCUGAUUCUCUUCUACGGCGAGGUCUGGGGCCGCAAGUCGUCCACCUUCUGGGGCUCCGCCAUCAUGAUCCUCGGUACCGUCUUCCAGGCCGCUGCCAACGGCUAUGCUCUGCUUGUUGUCGGUCGUAUCGUCGGCGGUAUCGGCAACGGCAUGGUCACGUCCACCAUUCCUACAUGGCAAUCCGAGUGCGCUCGCCCUCACCAGCGUGGUUUCCUCAUCAUGAUCUCCGGAGCGCUCAUAUCGGGCGGUAUCAUGAUCGCGUACUGGGUCGACUACGGCUUCUACUUCCUCGAGGGCUCCGUCCGCUGGAGGUUCCCCAUCGCCUUCCAGUCCUUCUUCACCGUGAUCGUCAUGAUCGGCCUGUUGUACCUUCCCGACUCGCCUCGUUGGCUUGCCAUGCAAGGACGCAUGGAAGAGGCGCGCGAGGUCACCUCUCGUCUGCUGGGCAAGCCCAUUGACGAUGCUGCCGUUUCAACUGAGAUCCAGGCCAUCACUGAGGCCCUCGAGGUCCAGUCUCGCGGUGGUGGCUUCAAGUACAAGGAGCUGUUGACCAAUGGCCCAUCGCAGAACUUCAGGCGCACACUUCUUGGUAUUUUGAGUCAAUUUUUCCAGCAGAUCUGCGGCAUCAACCUCAUCACCUACUACGCGACCUUCCUCUUUGAAAACUCCCUUGGUUUCGACCCUGCCAUGUCGAGGUUGUUGGCCGCGGCGAACGGUACCGAGUACUUCCUGGCGUCGUUGAUUGCGCUGCCGCUGAUCGAGAGAACCGGUCGACGAAACCUCAUGUUGUUCGGUGCCUUUGGCAUGAUGGCGUCCAUGGCGAUCCUUGCCGGUACUGUGUCGACUGGUGCCGUCGACGAGUCUGGCGCACCCCAGCUUGAGACGCGCUUCGGUGUCACGGCCACGGUCUUCCUGUUCGUCUUCAACACCUUCUUCGCCAUUGGAUGGUUGGGCAUGACCUGGCUGUACCCUGCCGAGAUUACCAACCUGCGCAUCCGUAUCCAGGCCAACGCCCUGUCGACAUGCUCCAACUGGCUGUCCAACUUUUUGAUUGUCAUGAUCACACCACCUGCGUUUGCCAACCUCGGCUACAAGACCUAUGUCAUGUUUGCCGUCUUCAACGCGGCCAUCCUCCCGUGCGUCUACUUCUUCUUCCCCGAGCCCCGUGGGCGCAGCCUGGAGGAGCUGGACAUUAUCUUUGCAUCGGCCCACUUUGACAAGGUCAACCCCGUCAAGCGGUCCAAGGAGAUGCGUCACAUUGAGGGCCACGAGAUGGAGAGCGAGUUGGAAAAGUACUUUGGUGCGGAGGCGGCCCAGGUGGAGCGCGCGGCUUAG
Molecule: messenger RNA, 1803 nt
Organism: Emericellopsis atlantica
Lineage: Eukaryota; Fungi; Ascomycota; Sordariomycetes; Hypocreales; Bionectriaceae
Exons: 1
Coding region: 1-1803 (600 amino acids)
Biological process (GO): transmembrane transport; carbohydrate transport
Cellular component (GO): membrane
Molecular function (GO): carbohydrate:proton symporter activity
Source: RefSeq, a predicted model, not a curated record